AUGUCUGAACCUACGUCUGAAUCUCUGAAGGCUUCUCGUUUUACCAACCGACAUUUGCAAGGACUGCGCCACGGAUCCACGGCGACACCUUUGCGUGUGAUCGCGCACAUUGAUCUCGAUGCCUUUUACGCGCAAUGUGAGAUGGUGCGCCUAGGGACACCGCGCGAAGUGCCCUUAGCAGUACGGCAGUGGGACUCUUUGAUUGCCAUCAAUUACGCGGCACGCCCUUUCGGAAUCAGUCGGUUGAUCAGCGUCACAGAAGCCCGGAAACUCUGUCCAGAUCUCGUCUUACAGCAUGUCGCGACAUUUCGAGAAGGGAGAGGGGGACGCUGGGCAUAUCGAGAUGACUCGUUCAAGAACAUUCAGACGGAGAAGGUGUCACUGGACCCAUAUCGCGCGCAAUCCCGGAAAAUCCUCCAGACGAUGAAAGACGCCCUGGCUACCUGGACUACAACUGAUGCGGAGGCUGAAACUCUACCUCAGGCACAAGGAGUCUCGGCUGGCCUGGAAAAAGCUAGUAUAGAUGAGGUCUUCAUUGAUCUAUCUCCAUUGGUCUUCAAGGUGCUCCUUGAGAGAUACCCCGAGCUAAAGAUGAAUGCCCAAGAUGAAAAUCGGGAUGCGCCACUACCCAUCUCUCCGACCACAGCCCUGCAAUGGGACACUGACUGCUUGAUUGAUCUGAAUGAAAAUGAAACAGAAGAGGAUGACCCAGAUUGGGAUGAUGUGGUUAUGUUGAUAGGAUCUGAGAUUGUAAGGUCGGUUCGGAACGCAGUGUGGGAGAAGCUCAGCUACACCUGUUCUGCAGGACUAGGCCGGAACAAAAUGAUUGCCAAGCUGGGAAGCGCUUGCAAUAAGCCCAAUCUGCAGACUAUCGUAAGAAAUCGGGCGGUGCAGAACUUCCUGGCCAGUUACAAGUUCACUCAGAUCAGAAUGCUAGGCGGUAAACUGGGUGAACAGAUCACCGAGGCAUUUGGGACAGAGAAAGUGAGUGACUUGCUCAAUGUGUCCCUUGAGCAACUCCGUGCCAAAGUAGAUGACCAUACAGCAUCUUGGCUCUACGGCAUUAUCCGAGGAGAUGACCGCAGUGAGGUCAACCCUCGAACCCAGAUAAAAUCUAUGCUAUCGGCAAAGUCUUUCCGGCCGAGUAUUAGCUCGGUUGAACAGGCCGAGAAGUGGCUUCGCAUUUUCGCCGCUGAUAUUUACGGCCGGCUAGUGGAAGACGGCGUGCUUGAAAACAGACGUCGCCCGAGGGUCAUCACUUUACACCACCGAACUUCUCAGCCUCAACCUCGUUCCAAACAGAUUCCAAUCCCAGCUUCGAGCACAAUCGACGAAAAUCUGCUUUUUGACCUGGCGAACAAUUUGCUCCGCCAAGUCGUGGCUGAGGGACAGGCGUGGCCAUGUUCCAACCUGUCUUUGAGCGUAGGGAGCUUCCAAGAAGGCGUAACCAACAACAGGGCCAUUGAAGGGUUCCUACUUCGCGGCGAUCAAGCAAAGGCUUUAAAUCAUGCCUCGAGUCCCCGUGAUACCCAAAUUAUUCAUAACGAGCCACCGACCGAGAAACGGCGAAAGCUUGACGAUGGGAUGAUGAAAACUUUCUUUGGAAAGCCAUUAUCUCCGGCUUCUGCUGGUGAACGUGAGCCAGAAAUACCACAACCAAUUGAAGCAGAGACCGAAGCAGCGGGGAUUCCCCGUUACACAUGUCCACGGUGCUCCAAAUCGAUUAUCGAGUAUGAGAAAGAGGAGCACGAAGAUUGGCACUUCGCCAAAGACCUUGCAAGCCAGGACCGCGAGGACGCCAGAGCUUCACAGCCGCCCCCGCCGCCCACAACGAGUAGCACACGAGGUUCUUCUGUCCGUGGAAGAGGCGGCCGGGGCGGUGGUCGUGGCAAACCCGAGAAAGGGCAGAUGCGACUGGCCUUCCAGUAA
Messenger RNA from Penicillium nucicola, 1929 nucleotides. RefSeq names its product DNA-directed DNA polymerase eta. Bases 1 to 1929 code for a protein of 642 amino acids. The transcript has a single exon. Gene Ontology annotation, molecular function: DNA-directed DNA polymerase activity; damaged DNA binding. The record is from RefSeq and is a predicted model, not a curated record. NCBI's taxonomy places the organism in Eukaryota, Fungi, Ascomycota, Eurotiomycetes, Eurotiales, Aspergillaceae. Gene Ontology annotation, biological process: error-prone translesion synthesis; response to radiation. Gene Ontology annotation, cellular component: site of double-strand break; replication fork; nucleus.